GCAUGAAUUGUAAAUAUUCAAGAAUUUUUAGUAUUUUACUGAAAUACGCUCGUUAGGGUGAAUAUAAAUGCGCAACAAUUAAAUGACACAACAGAAGGCCUAGGCCGAGUUCGGACAAUGCCUGGAGACACGACGAUCCUUUGUUGAAGUUUUUCUUAGAAUAAAUAGAAGGUUUCAAGAUGUCUGAGACAACACGACCAGUUUAUGAUGAUGCCGACAUGAUUGUGGAAAUUCCUCUUACUCCCGGUGGUCUGGGGGACAUUAGGAAGAACUUGGCAUUGGACUUCACACAUCAACCCGCUGUCAACAUGGUCAAGGAGACAAAGCCAGACCUACCCGGACAUGAGCAUAUGAAAGUUUAUCUCCGUGUUCGCCCGUUCAUGGAACACGAGUUAGAAAACAAUGAAAAUCAGAACACCAUCCACCAAGACACAGAGCAUACUCUGACUGUACAUGCACCGAAGGACUCUGUCACUUUCAAGAACACGGCUCAUGGUUGCGCCAAGCAGACGCAUAACUUCACAUUUUCAAAGAUCUUCAAUGACACUGUGCAGCAGAAGGGUUUCUUUGAAGAGACGAUGCUCGGCACUGUUAAGGAUUUUGUAGAUGGACAGAACUGUCUCAUGUUUACAUAUGGUGUCACUGGGUCUGGAAAGACUUAUACUAUUUUGGGCAAACCAAAUGAUAGCGGCAUCUUACCGCGAAGCCUGGAUGUCGUCUUCAACAGCAUCGAGGGCAAACAAUGGGCGUCCAUGUCUCUCAAGCCGCACAUGUUCUGUGAUGUGAUCGCCUUGAGUGAGACCCAGCAGGAAAUCGAACAGAAAGUGAAAGAUAAAGUGUUUAGGCUAUCGACUGAGGAGGAUGUAGAUAUGUCGACGAUGAUGGGUGAGGAGAUGUCAGAUGUCUCCCGCUCAACAGUCAACAUGACAACAGGCUCCCUACCUUCACUCACCCGGGAAUCGACUGCUAAAUCGCUAAACGCACCAGGUGACAACACACAGGUGCAGCUUGAGCAGUUAUUUGAAGAUGCAAAACAUCGUGACCGUGAACAAGCGGCCAUUGAUGUGGAGGCGCAGGGUCAGAUCCGCUUUUCCAUCUGGGUGUCGUUUGCCGAGAUCUACAACGAAUACAUCUAUGACCUCCUCGAUCCAAUCCCCAAGAAGAAGACAUCAAGGAGAGCCGUCCUGAAACUUGCCUCUGAUAAGACAGGUACUCCGUAUAUAAAAGGCCUGAAGUGGAUCCAUGUGACCACUGCUGAUGAAGCAUAUAAAGUUCUAACUAUUGGUCAGAGGAAUCUCCAAACAGCCUGCACCAAACUCAAUCAGAACUCUUCACGAUCUCACUGUAUCUUCACCAUGAAGUUGUUACGUGUUGUUGACAAGGAGAAUCCCAAGGUUGCUCGCGUCAGCAUGUUAUCAUUCUGUGAUCUCGCUGGCUCCGAGAGAUAUAGCAAGACUCGAAGCACCGGUGAACGUUUACGAGAAGCAGGCUCAAUCAAUCGAUCUCUGUUGACGCUUGGUCAGUGCAUCGACAUCCUGCGCCACAAUCAGACUCACAAAACGAGCCAGAGGAUUGUGCCAUUCCGUGAAAGCAAGCUCACCCGCCUCUUCCAGAACUUCUUCUCGGGUAAAGGUCGUGCCUCGAUGGUGGUUAAUAUCAACCAGAAUGCAAGCAUGUUUGACGAAACCCUUCAUGUGCUCAAGUUCUCGGCGAUCGCCAAACAGGUGACCAGUGUUCAGAAGGAAGAGAAGAAACCCAAGAAGUUGAUGUCUCUGUCCAUGGGUCCUGAUGGUCGUGCAUCUGUCGCAUGGGCAACUCCAGGUUCGAUGCAGCGUUGGAUCGAGGAGGAGGAUGAGGAGAAGCUGCAGACAGUGGAUGAAGACGAGGAGAGUCAGUUUGAAGAGGUUGCUGAGGAGAACAAUCAGGUGAAUCAGAAACUCAUGGAUGUCAUUGAGAAGCUGCGAGACCAACUGAAGCAAGAUCGGAUGAAGAUGGCUAUGAUGGAGUUGGAAAUCCGUGAGGAAGUCUGCAAUGAGAUGGCAUCGCAACUCGUGAAGAUUGAACAGGAUUACAGUGAUCGCAUGGAGGAGCAGCGAUACCAAGCAGAGGAACGCGCUGAUCAGAAGCUCAAGCUCUACAUGGCCUCCAUCAAGAAGACACGCAAACGAGCCAGACUCGACCGCUUCCAGGACGAUGACGAUGAAUAUGUCUCCACUGUCGUACUCCAUCAAGAAAAGGUCAAAGUUCAGGAUCUUGAAAACGAAAAGAAGUCUCUCCAGGAGCAGUUGACGAAGACACGCUUUGAACUUUCAGCGGCCAAGCAACAGUUAGAGAAAGGGGUCACGUUUGAGAAGUCUGUCUUGCUCAACGACAGUUCCGACAUCACCAACAAUGAACUCAUGGAAAACAUGGCUCAACAAUUGGAAGACAGCAAGUCGAAACUAUCUCAGCAGGAGGAGCAGAUGAUGCAGCUCAAUGACAUGCUGACAGAGGCUGGAGACAUGUUUGAGAUGAAGGAGAUCGAGAUCGAGAAACUCAAGGCAGUCAUCCAUGAUGAUGAGAGAAGGAUAGAGUCUCUGAAUGAGACGAUGGAAGACCUGAGGCGAGUGGCUGUUGACAGCAAACAGGCCAUUGAGGAAGCUGAGGUGAAUAUGAAGGCUCAAGAUGAUACAAUCAGAAGACUCCAAGCUGAGCUGACGGAGCGGGACAAUCAAGUGUCAAAACUUCAGAAAGCAUCCUCAGCUAACGAAACACAAAUAAGCGACCUCCAAUGUACGAUAGAUGCCUUGGCAGUCAAGUGUGAAGACCUCCGAUCACAAAUAGAAAUAGAAAAAUGUGCCUAUGAGUACGCCAAAGCCAAGUCGUCAGAUUCUGAUGUGCAAGUGUCAGAAACGUUGAGGAAGUACGAAGCUGAGAAGCUGCAGCACUCCGAGGCGACUAGGAGGAUCAGGGAGUUAGAGGCCAGGCUGGAGAAACCUGAGGGCGCGUUGUCGAUUACUAUCAUGGAGACAAAGCGAGAAGAUCUAGAGAACGAGUUGUUCCAGGAACGAGAGGAGCGCAGCCACGUGGAGGAGAAGAUGAGACAGUUGGAGCAAAAGAUUGCUGAGUUAGAGGCUGUGACGCGAGCUCCUGUAGGAACUGGAGCGGAAGUGGAUGUGAUGAUUGAGAAACUUCGACAGGAGUUAAGCGGUGCCAAGGGACAGGUUGACGUGGCCGAUUCCAUGAUAACAGAGCUGUCAUUGAAGGUGAAAGAGCUGGAGGGUGCACUGGAAGCAGCUGAGCUAGAACUCUCCAUGACGAGAGAUGAGAAGUCUUAUUCUGAACACAAAAUAUCUGAUGUUCAUGUUCAACUAGUUGAAAAGGAGAAGUUAUCACAGGAAACGGAUGAUAGGGACGUUCUGAUUUCACGCAUGAAGGUUCUGGAAGAGGAUUUACAAGAGUCUCAAAGAGUGAGUGAGCAGAAUGCCUCACUUGAGGUGGAUUUAAACAACCUGAAGACAAAGUUCGGCCUACUUGAAGAGGAGGUGAGGCAGGCAAAUAUCGAAAAGGCUAAUAUGCUCACUAAGUUGGAAAUGUUUGAGGAAGACUUUGAGAAAUGUGAUGAAAGAUUGACGAUAGAGAUGAAGCAGAACACAGAGUUGCAGACGUCAUUGGAAGGAUUAAAAGCAGAACUAAAUGGGGUGAAUGAGAAGUUUGCGAGGGAGGUGAACUUGAAGGAAGAAGUGGAGCGUGGGUUUGAGAAGUUGAAAGAGUGUCAGGAGCAGACGGAGAAUAAACUCUUGUCGAUGGAAGAUCUUCUUGCUGAUGAUAGGAAACAUGAUGAACAGACGAGAAGUGAACUUGAAGCAGCUAAUAAUAGGAAUGUACGGUUAGAACAGGAGGCACAUGAUCGGGGCAUUCAGAGCUUGCAACAUAAAGAGGAGGCUGCUGUUAAGAUUUCUAUCCUCCAGGCUGAACUAGAGAAAGCUAGGACUGAGGUGGAAAAACUGGUGGAAAAGGAGGCCGAGAAAGUCAAAGGAUUGAAGAAAAAGAUCAAAAAGUUAAAAGCAGAGUUGGAAUGCGUUCCAGCGCUGGAGAAGGAGCUUGAAGAUGCUCGUGUGCAGCUUGCAGUGUUGCAGGGAGAAAUCCAUGAUGCAAAGACAGAGAAUGCAACAAUGCGAUUGGCAGCAAUGCAGCAGGUGAGAUUGGAGUCUGACAAGGCUGCUGGGCUACAGAGUGAGGUCGAGGAGAUACGGAUGCAAACUGGAAGGCUGGCAGACUUGGAGAAGGAACUGGAAGACUCGGCAGGCGAAGUUGUUGAACUCGAGGAAGAAUUGAAGAUUGAGCUUGGUAAUGUGAGUCGACUUGAGCAGGAGUUGAAAGCCUUGCAAGUGGAAGUGGAGAGAUUGAGAAAUGUAAACGAGGAUCUUGAAGGGGCGAAUAAAACGAUCCAAGGGCUGAAGAAAGAUUUGAAUGAUGCUAAUCAGAAAGUGAAGGUAAUCGAGCAAGAGUUAGAGACGGCAUCGUCGCAGAGCUGCAAGGUGAUGGAGUUGGAGAGUGAGUUGGAGGGCCUCAGGACUGAUACUCGUAAAGUGGAGCGCAUGGAGGUGCAGUUGGGUGAGACACGGGUCCAGGCAGAGCGGUCAGAACAUUUGGAAGAGGAGCUCCGAUCGGUGAAAGAACAAAAUGAAAAGUUCAAAAACUUGGAAGGUGAAUUAGAUACAGUGAGAACACAGUUGCAAACAUUUGAAAAAACGAAAGAGGAAUUGCGGUCUGCAUUGAGUGAGUUGAUGAGUCAGGAGGAUGAGUUGGAGAGCAUGCAGGCAGAGUUGAAAGAUGUUAAACAGGAGUUGAAGUUGAGUGUAGAGUCUGCUGGUAACCUGGAGCAGACGCUAACCGAUGUGAGAAAGGAGAAGGAAGCCAUGUUGGCAGACGCACAGAAGAAUUCCCAAAUACAGGAGGAGUUAUUGGUGACGCAGGUUGGAGACUUGAAGAGCACUAAUGCUGCCUUGGAAAGAGAGAAGGAGGACUUGUUGGUGAAAGUAACGGAAUCAAAGAGGAAGAUUAGUGACUUACAAACCGAUAUGGACUCCGAUGCUAAACAACACUUGGAAAGUACGGAAGUGAUACGGAGGGAGAAUGAGUUGUUGCUGAAUUCCAUUGAGAGUCUCAAGAAAGACCAUGAGUGUGUUCUAGGUCAGGUUCAGGUUCAUUUACGAACUAUUGAGGACGUUGAGGCCAGCAAGGUGACCUUGACAAAACAAGUCGAAGAAUGGGAAGGUACUCUUGCGGAGCUCAGGACAAGAAUUGCCGAGUUAGAGUCAUCGCUGGAAGAAACCGACGAGGAAUUGUCACGGCAGUCGAUGAGUAAAGAACGUGCGGAGGAACAGCGUGCUCAGAUGGAGGCUCGUUUGAAGAAGUCACAGUCACGACUUGAGAAGGCCGAGAUGACCGUAGUUGACGUCAUCAAACAUCGUGAAAAAGCCGAGGAGAAUGUUGAAAAGUUACAAAAAAAAGUCAGCGGGUUAACUGAAGAAUGCAUCGAGUUGAAAGGUCAGAUUUCUGAGGCAGAGGUACUUGAACAAAAGGUGCAAGAUUUAGAGGCAGAGAUGGAAAAACAGAUAGCACAGUUGGGAGCGGAGAUCGGUGACAAGUCGUCAGAGGUGGAGUGUCUUCAAGAAAAGGUCAAGGAAUUAGAGGCCGCUGCAAAUAAGCAGACAAUACUAAGAGAGGAAUUAGAGGCCAAUGUGGAAGAGCAAAGAGCACUGAAGUCCGAGGGUGUGCUGGCAAUUGCUGACCUGAAACGGACCCUAGAGGAACAGAUAUCACUGCAGUCAGAACUUGAACAGAAUCUGACAGAAAAGGCUCUCGAGACCAUCGCCGCCUUGAAGCAGGAUCUGCAAGAGGCCAACUCGUAUAUCACAGAACAGAACAACCGCCUCGACUCUCUCGAGAUUAAGUUUAACUCGCGAGAAAACAAGAAGGAUGCUAGUCUCCAGGAGAUGUGUGAGAAACUCAAGCAUGAAGAUCAACUGGUUGGUCGCAUCAAAGAACUCGAGGACAGACUCACCGCUGCUGAUAAAGCUACUGCUGCCUUCCAAGCACAAAUCGUGACACUGCGAGAGCUUGCUGCCGAGCAGGAUGCUGAGAGGUCUGAUCAGGACAAAGCCCUCCAGGAGGUACAAGCCGAGAAGGAAAAAAUUGAUAAACAACUCAAGAAAAUGACAAAAGAAAAAGUGAAGUUGAUGGUAGAAAAAAAAGCGCCAGAAAUAGACACUCUUGAACAGUGUGAACCAGUCUUGAUCGAAAGUCAAAGUGGAGGCAUUGAGAACAUUGACCCUGCAGCAUCAGGCAUUGGCCCCUCAAUCCUUGACAUUCCAAUGGAGAGUUUCAGCGGUCAGGGGAAUAAACCAUCACCAUCUCCUGAGCCGGUGAAGCGCAUGACACGCGGCAGGUCCAAGAAGAAGCGGAGUAAUGAGAGUGAGCAGGGGGAGGAGGAACCAACUAAAACAACAGCCAUACGGAGAAGACUCCGCACGAUUACCACACCGCGCCAUUAGUCGUUGGUCGAGUCUCAGUCAAUGCAACUCAAGAUAUUGAUAUCUUUCAAUGAGGUUUUUGUUCACAUUGCAACAUGACAUUGGGUCUAGGACAUGUUCCGUGACAUUAGGUCUAGGACAUGUUCCGUGACAUUGGGUCUAGGACAUGUUCCGUGACAGUGGGUCUAGGACAUGUUCCGUGACAGUGGGUCUAAGACAUGUUCAGUGACAUUGGGUCUAGGAUAUGUUCCGUGAUAUUGGGUCUAGGACAUGUUCAGUGACAUUGGGUCUAGGACAUGUUCCGUGACAUGUUCUGUGACAUUGUACCUCAGACUGCAUUUAACUGAAAGUCUUCGAGGAAGUUUGUAAGCUAUUGGAAUGUUUUAUCAAGCCUGCUUUCAUUUCCAACUCUGUUAAUAUUUAACUCUCGAGGAGAAAACUAAAUAUUUCAUCUCUGUGUGAGACUGCAUUUAACUGUAAAUCUUGUAUAGAACAACUUUGUAGAUAUAAUCGUGUAUGUUUAAUGAAUGAUUGCUUGAGCUCGCGUGCCUGGUUGUAACUUAUUGCCUUUCAAACAUGCUAACGUUCAGCUAGAUACAGAUUUCUUGUUAGUGUUUGAAAGGGCGGGCCUAUCAAUUACAUAUUUGGGAUACACCCAGCUAAACCUCCAGAAAACACUUCGGGGGGCCAGAAAUUUAUUUGGGGGGGGGGGAUUUUUUACUCUCAUACCAUUGAACGGUGUAUACUUUCUGUUAUUGAGAGGCCUGAAGGGUGAGCUGUCCAGUUCCUUUGUGUGAAAUUGAGUAAACUAGCCUCUGGCAUUUUGUAAAUCAUGUGGUGUAUUGUGUCAUCUUUGCAUGACGUCGCCAGCAUAUUAUUGUCCUUCGCUACUUGUCGUGUUUUAUACAUCUCGUCAUGAUGCUAGUCACCUCAGCUAAAAUAGCCCUUACUUGGUCAGUCCCAGGUACAUAAGGUACUUCAGGUACAUGGGUUGUAUCCAUGGUCAGGUUGAGCCAGUCCCAGGUACAUAAGUUACCUCAGGUACAUGGGUUGUAUCCAUGGUCAGGUUGAGCCAGUCCCAGGUACAUUAGGUACUUCAGGUACAUGGGUUGUAUCCAUGGUCAGGUUGAGCCAGUCCCAGGUACAUAAGUUACCUCAGGUACAUGGGUUGUAUCCAUGGUCAGGUUGAGCCAGUCCCAGAUACAUAAGGUACUUCAGGUACAUGGGUUGUA
Molecule: messenger RNA, 7750 nt
Organism: Lineus longissimus
Lineage: Eukaryota; Metazoa; Nemertea; Pilidiophora; Heteronemertea; Lineidae
Product: kinesin-like protein KIF20B
Exons: 24
Coding region: 180-6539 (2119 amino acids)
Biological process (GO): microtubule-based movement
Cellular component (GO): kinesin complex; nucleus; microtubule
Molecular function (GO): ATP hydrolysis activity; microtubule motor activity; microtubule binding
Source: RefSeq, a predicted model, not a curated record